AGGAAGGCACACACCGUGAUCCAACACGUUCCUAGCCGACACACAAUUUCAGCAAGCCAAUAUGAAAGCCGUGCUCGCCGUGGUGGUCCUGGGCGCAGCAGCCGCCGGCUUUGCUACUGCAGUGCCCACCAAUCCCAGCACCGGCAGUACCGGCCAGCAGCACCAGCAACAUCAGCCUAACGAGAGACGCGAUAUCGGAGUGGGGGAUGUGAACUUCGGCGAUAAGAGCUUCAACCCCAACGUCAAUGUAAAUAACAAGCAUUAUCCUUCACCAGGUGCAUCGAGCGACUCUGGAGUGGGUAGGGUGAACUUCGGCGUUGGCAGCUUCAACCCCAACGUCAAUGUAAACAACACUGCCUACCCCCCUGUUCACGUACCCAUCGGAACCUACCACCCUCUGCCCUGUAACAAGCAGCGAACUCCCGUCUGUCAAUAAACUCAGCUAUAUCUAAUGCUGUGACGUCGACCCCUGUGCUGUUGUUCCCUCUGCUUACAGUAGUAAGUUCACAUAUCCUUGUAUAAUAUAUUCCGGAUUUACCUAUCUGCAGGCAUGUAUGUACUUUGUGUGAAUAAAAUUGUGUCUGUGCCUUUAUA
Schistocerca americana (American grasshopper) is the source of this 594-nucleotide messenger RNA. RefSeq lists its product as uncharacterized. Lineage: Eukaryota; Metazoa; Arthropoda; Insecta; Orthoptera; Acrididae. The record is from RefSeq and is a predicted model, not a curated record. The transcript has 2 exons. Bases 62 to 436 code for a protein of 124 amino acids.